Molecule: messenger RNA, 459 nt
Organism: Nyctereutes procyonoides (raccoon dog)
Lineage: Eukaryota; Metazoa; Chordata; Mammalia; Carnivora; Canidae
Gene: S100A12
Product: S100 calcium binding protein A12
Exons: 3
Coding region: 98-376 (92 amino acids)
Biological process (GO): endothelial cell migration; positive regulation of canonical NF-kappaB signal transduction; antimicrobial humoral immune response mediated by antimicrobial peptide
Cellular component (GO): cytoplasm; extracellular exosome
Molecular function (GO): RAGE receptor binding; calcium ion binding
Source: RefSeq, a predicted model, not a curated record
CUGGAGUGCCUUAUAAAAACCUCCCUGCUCAGUAGUCCUCAGCAGUGCAGGCUCCUUGCUACAUUUCCACUCUCCUGAACAUUGAAGGGGUGAGAAGAUGACUAAGCUGGAGGACCACCUGGAGGGGAUCGUCGAUGUCUUCCACCGGUACUCAGCCCGGGUGGGGCAUCCCGACACCCUUUCAAAGGGUGAGAUGAAGCAGCUGAUCGUGAAGGAACUUCCAAACACCCUCAAGAACACCAAAGAUCAAGCUACGGUUGACAAAUUAUUUCAAGAUCUGGAUGCUGAUAAAGACGGACAGGUCAACUUCAAUGAAUUCAUAUCCCUGGUUUCUGUUGUGCUAGACACUUCUCAUAGGAAUACCCACAAAGAGUAGGAAGCUCUGAGCAAAGUCCCCAAGAAGACCAAUCCUUGUAAUCACUGAAGAAAAUGACAAUAAUAAAUGUAUUCUCAAAAAGU